Neurospora tetraspora is the source of this 569-nucleotide messenger RNA. RefSeq lists its product as uncharacterized. The transcript has a single exon. Bases 136 to 432 code for a protein of 98 amino acids. NCBI's taxonomy places the organism in Eukaryota, Fungi, Ascomycota, Sordariomycetes, Sordariales, Sordariaceae. The record is from RefSeq and is a predicted model, not a curated record.
UUCCUCCGGCCAUUCAUCCCCAUUGACCACUGAGGUAGCCAUGUCCCCCAUCCCCGUCCCCCGAUCCCCUCCUUCUUGCAUACCGGGGGUGGGGUCCGGAUCACCGAGGCACCCUUGGAACAUCCUUGAGGCUGCAUGGGUUGGAGCUCAGCCUGCCCCUUUCAUCCUAUCCCCGGGUCCCGGGGUGGGACUCCUCCACCAUGGGGCCCCUAUUGUGGUGGUGUCUGGUUAAUAAAGCUGACGGUGGCCCAGCCCAACAUGCCCGCCCGUCCUAUUCAACUUGACUAUUGUCUUUGUUCUAUUUCAUCUUCCUCUCCUUUCCUCGUCAUCGGGCUGUUGCUUGCAAUAAGGCUUGAAGCCAACAAUAGUGUUGAUCACUUCCAACCCGAUCCUUCAUCUUCUGUCCUUUUCUUCUUCAACUCGAAGCCUUGAAUGUGCUUCAUUUGCUUUCCUUUUCAAAAUCGACAGUCCAUCUAGACACCACUGAGGAACGAGUCGUUACCUGCAGCUCACAUUUGCCUUCCUUCUCUUACGACCUGAUCACACUCAACACUCGCUGGACGACAAAG